AUUCCGCUACUUUGAUAGGUUUUCAGUGGUUCAGCAGAGACGUCAAAAUUUUCUGUGGUAAAGAAAAUUCCUGGAAAAAUCACUGAAAAUGCCUGAAUUGGGAGCUCCUGUGCGUGUUUCGCCACUCAUCAAGUUCGGCAGAUGGUCAUUCCUGACUGUUGGCAUCGCCUACGGAGCCUACCAUCAAAGUAGAUUAUCCAAGAAGGCUGCCAAGGAGAGGGAGAUUGAGAAUAAAGCAAAGGCAAUCCGGGAUGCUAAGCUUGCCGAAGAGAAGAAACUCGCCCAAGCUGCGGAAAUUAAAAUGCUGGAGGAUAUGUCACAGUCCAAGAAGUAAAGAAAACUUAUUAUAAUGUCUUUAGUGUUAAUUGGAUGAUGUAAAAACCGAGGUAAAAACACCCCAAAAGGUAAAUAAAUACAUUUUUCUGGUCUGUAUCAAAAGGA
Lutzomyia longipalpis is the source of this 441-nucleotide messenger RNA. RefSeq names its product ATP synthase subunit e, mitochondrial (gene ATPsynE). The transcript is spliced from 3 exons. Gene Ontology annotation, molecular function: proton transmembrane transporter activity. The record is from RefSeq and is a predicted model, not a curated record. Gene Ontology annotation, biological process: proton motive force-driven ATP synthesis. NCBI's taxonomy places the organism in Eukaryota, Metazoa, Arthropoda, Insecta, Diptera, Psychodidae. The coding region runs from base 89 to 334 and encodes 81 amino acids.